This is a messenger RNA of Cajanus cajan (pigeon pea), 689 nucleotides long. NCBI's taxonomy places the organism in Eukaryota, Viridiplantae, Streptophyta, Magnoliopsida, Fabales, Fabaceae. The record is from RefSeq and is a predicted model, not a curated record.
AAUCCUAAAAGGUGAGUUUUCUAAGUUAUUGUGUGCGGAGAGUUGAAUGUUUUGGUUGGAUCGCGUUGUUCUCGGUUUGUGUGUGUGAUCGAUAUCCCUUUGGAUCUCUUGAGAAUCUAUGGUGGUGUGAGAGAUCUAAGGUGGGGAUGGUGACGGUGAAUCUGGGUAUGCUUCAUUAUGUGUUGGACCAUAUAUACGGAGCAUUCAUGCACAGAACUAAGAUGAGCACGCCGUUCUUCUCGCGAGGGUGGGGUGGGACGAAACUGGAGAUGCUGGAGAGGAUGAUAAAGCAAUUGUUCCCGGAAGUGCAAGUGGCGGGGCAGAAUUGGCCUCCCACUAUGAUUGAACCGGUUUGGAGAACCCUUUGGGAGACCAAGACGGCUACUUUGAGAGAAGGGGUAUUCAGAACCCCUUGUGAGGACCAACUGCUUGCUGCAUUGCCCCCUGAGAGCCACACUGCAAGGGUUGCAUUCCUCAUCCCCAAGCCUCUCCCCCCUCACAAAAUGGCCUGCGUCCUUCAUCUUGCUGGAACCGGAGACCACUCAUUUGAGAGAAGAUUGCGCCUUGGUGGACCUCUCGUCAAGCAAAACAUUGCAACCAUGGUACUUGAGAGUCCAUUUUAUGGACAAAGACGGCCUAUGCUGCAGCGUGGUGCAAAACUUUUGUGUGUUAGUGACUUGCUUUUAUUA